Phyllopteryx taeniolatus (common seadragon) is the source of this 1974-nucleotide messenger RNA. RefSeq names its product UbiA prenyltransferase domain containing 1 (gene ubiad1). Bases 698 to 1753 code for a protein of 351 amino acids. The record is from RefSeq and is a predicted model, not a curated record. Gene Ontology annotation, cellular component: Golgi membrane; endoplasmic reticulum. Lineage: Eukaryota; Metazoa; Chordata; Actinopteri; Syngnathiformes; Syngnathidae. Gene Ontology annotation, biological process: vitamin K biosynthetic process; menaquinone biosynthetic process. Gene Ontology annotation, molecular function: prenyltransferase activity. The transcript has 6 exons.
CUCGUCGAACCCUUUAGACGGUGGGACGUGCUAAAAAGGAAAUAGUACUUGUCACCUGCAUCAGGGGUGACUGGCCACCCAGACGAGUCCUAUCCAAAUUGACACGUCGGAUCUGAACGCGCUUCUCGGCUCCGAGUGUGGCUAGCGAUGCUUGACUGUGGCCCAAUGGACUUGUUUUUCCCGGGGAGGCCAUAACACCAGAGACGCUUCUGUCACAUAAAACACCUGACACCUUCCUCCACCAGUUCCAACCUGCUUGGAUGAAGUCUUCACUUCCUUACCACACUCACCAUUGCUCUGGACUGUUGAGCCCAAUGCAGAUCACAAUGUCAUCUGCGAACAUCAUGGUCCACAGGGAUUCCAGUCUAACCUCAUCUGUCCAUCACCACUGCAAACAGGAAGGGGCUCAGGGCUGAUCCCUGAUGCAGUCCCACCUCCAUAAACAUGUCCUGUACUAUUCUAAGAUACUUCUCUGCCACUCCAGACCUCCGCAUGCAGUACGACAGUUCCUCUACUAAGAACCCGCUUCCCACCUCUCCUUCGUCUUCAAACCACAGUAGCUCAAUUUCCACCGGCGCCCUGUACGUUAACUGGGCCAGUGGCGCACGUUGUUAACCCAGGUCACGACGGAUCUGGAACACCUGACUUUGGCGAUAUCGGGCGAUAUCACUGCUUCUAUAAAUAACUAGCUGAGGAAAUGGCUAAGGAGCACAAAUACAGCAUGACAGAAACAUUUGUACUGGCCGGAUCGAAUGGCCACAAUGGGCAACUGUGGCACACGGCGACCACCAACUCGGUGCUAGCAGGUGACGCCUCUGGUGCCAACCACGUGUCCAGGAUUGCCCGCGUGGCCUCCGAUGUCAAGCACACGUGCGCUGCCUAUGUGCUGGCGCUCAGGCCAUGGAGCUUCAGCGCCUCGCUCACGCCGGUGGCCCUCGGAAGCGCCUUGGCCUACAAGCUGGAGGGAUCAGUGGACUUGGUUGUCCUCCUGGUGUGUGCGGUGGCCGUGCUGGUAGUGCACGGUGCGGGAAACCUGGUCAACACCUACUACGACUUCUCCAAAGGCAUCGACCACAAGAAGAGCGAUGAUAGGACUCUGGUGGACGAGAUCCUUGCACCGCAGGACGUUGUCAUGUUUGGAGCCUUGUUAUACUCUUUGGGAUGCUUGUGUGCAACAUUGCUCUUCUUCCUGUCUACACUCAGACUGGAACACCUUGCCCUGAUUUACUUCGGGGGACUCUCCAGCUCUUUUUUAUACACUGGAGGGAUUGGUUUUAAGUACGUGGCCCUGGGAGACGUGGUCAUCCUCAUCACUUUCGGCCCGCUGGCCGUCAUGUUUGCACACGCCGUGCAAGUGGGCUACCUGUCGGUCCUGCCUCUAGUCUACGCUGUUCCGCUGGCCCUCAACACUGAGGCCAUCCUCCACAGCAACAACACCCGCGACAUGGACUCGGACAAGCAGGCGGGUAUCGUAACGUUGGCCAUCCUCAUCGGGCCCACGCUCUCCUACAUGCUCUUCAACCUGCUGCUCUUCGUCCCCUAUGUGCUCUUCUGCAUACUGGCCACGCGCUACACCAUCAGCAUGGCACUGCCCCUGCUCUCGCUGCCCAUGGCCUUCCCCCUGGAGAAGCUGUUCCGCAGCCGGUGCUACACCAAAAUCCCCCAGAGGACAGCCAAGCUCAACCUACUCAUGGGACUGUUUUACGUCUUUGGCAUCAUUCUGGCUCCUCAGGGCAGCCUUCCCUUACUGUGAUUAACAUUUAAAAUGUUUUUUGUCUGUUUGUUUUUUAAAUACAGAUACAGACUACUUUGUGUACUUCACACACUUUAAUUUAUUAUUUAAUUUAUGUCCUGUAGAAAUAGCUUUAGCUCUAGCUCUGUGACACUGAACACAGAUGUUUAUUCAGGUCAAUGCCUAGUUGCCAUAUUUCUUUUGAUCAGAUGCCUGAAAACAUCACUAAAAUAUUGACUUUG